This is a messenger RNA of Saccostrea cuccullata (small rock oyster), 1257 nucleotides long. RefSeq lists its product as uncharacterized. Bases 1 to 1257 code for a protein of 418 amino acids. The record is from RefSeq and is a predicted model, not a curated record. NCBI's taxonomy places the organism in Eukaryota, Metazoa, Mollusca, Bivalvia, Ostreida, Ostreidae. The transcript has a single exon.
AUGGAAAAGAUGGAAACAAACUAUGAAUCUAUAUAUCAUGUAUAUGGAUGUUGCCCAAGUGACAAAAGUGAAAAAGAAAAAUGUAAAGCUCUUCUAUAUGUAAUAGGUCAGGAGGGAAGAGAAAUCUACAACACGUUUGCAUUCGCUGCAGGUGAUGUAGACAAAUUGGAUGUUUUAAUCAGAAAAUUUGAAGAUUUCUGCAUCCCCAAAACAAACAUAACGGUUGCGAGACAUAGAUUCAACACAAGGGUACAAGGACCAAGUAAACGCAUCGACCAGUACAUCACGGAAUUGAAAUUGAUUGCAAAAGACUGUAGCUUUGAAAACCUGGAAGAUGGCCUAAUUAGAGACAGAAUUGUCUGUGGAGCAUUUUCAUCUAGAGUGAAGGAACGACUUUUACGUGAGGACAACCUCAGUCUUGAGAAAGCUGUGAGUUUGUGUCGAGCAGAUGAAGAGUGUAGAAAACAAAUCAAAACAAUCAAUGAGGAGGAAAAAGUCCAUGCUCUCAAAAAGACAUUUGUGAAACAAAGAAACCCUGACAGCAGACAAAGAGGAACUCCAAAAAAAACAAGUCAAGAAAUGUUCAACUGUGGAAGAUGCCGAAAGAAACAUGAAAAAGGAAAUUUUCCAGCGUACGGAAAAACUUGUUACAAGUGCAAGAAAUCCAAUCACUUCCAAAAAAUUUGUAAAUCGAAAGGAUUCACGAAAAGGAGAGUGUAUAAUUUGCAAGAAGGAUCAAGUGAUUCUGAAUGUGAGGAUUACAACUACUUUGUUGGAGCGGUCAACAAGAAAACUGAAAUAUCUGAUAAUUCAUCCUUUACCAGUUUCAAAGUUCAAGGUAAGACAAUUAAGUUCAAAAUUCACACUGGAUCCAAAGUUAAUAUGCUUCCAAACUCAAUCUUCCAAAAGCUGAAUGAUGUCAAACUCACAAGAACAAAUGCAAUGUUAACGAGCUUCUCAGGAGACAAACUCAAGGUGUUAGGAAAAUGUCAACUUCAUCUACAAAACAAGGAACUUGAAUUCUUUGUGACAGAAACAGACCAGUUCCCACUGUUAGGAUUUAAAGCCUUAAAUGAAGCGGGACUUAUUCAUGAUGUCAUGAACGUUCAAUCCGAAUUGGACAAUCCAAUCAAAGCAUUUCCGAAAGUAUUUUCCGGACUAGGGUCUCUGAAAAAACCCUAUCACAUUAAACUGGACGAGUCGACAACUCCGGUCAUUCAUCCUUCAAGAAACCUAGAGCUUUGCGCGAUAGAUUGA